UAGUGAGGCAUUAUCUUCUACAUGGUAUCAGAGCCAGAUCCGGCACCAAUCGUCUUCUAGGUUUUCUGUGUCUUUCGAUCUUUGUCUUCCUCAUGUCUACCGAUCCAGUUUCCUCUUCUUCUCUUAAUGUGUCUGUAUCAUCUGCGUCUAUACAUCCUACAGCAACCAGCAGUCCUACCAUAUUCAAUUCCUCUCCAUUCAAUCCAAUCUCUACUUCCAAUGGUAUUCAAUGGCCUUCACAACUCCAGUCACCUUCGAUCCCCAAUCCAGCAAGUCCAUUAUCUCCUGCACUACCCAUUCUACCUAUUUCCUCAACAGCACCAAAUCCAAAUCCAAUGGCCUCCAAUACGUUCUCACAUCCUUACUCUUCUAUGCGUAAGCAACCAGGACAAUCUAUGCUUAGCUAUCUACAGCAUGUGAAAGGACUGAUUGAUAAGUUGCAUGGUGUUGGGCAUCCAAAAACAGACCGUGAUUUAGUGUUUCAAGUGCUUGCUGGUCUUGAUUCUGAGUACAGUGUUGCCAAAAGAACAAUAACUCAACGAAAUCCCUUUCCCAGUUUCUUGGAAUUACACUCUCUGUUGUUGAUUGAAGAAGCCACUCUUCUUCGUGAAGCAGCAAAUCGACAUACUCAACCUGUGAUUUCUCCCAGUAAUCCACAGUUGCUUCACCUCCUGCAUCAUCCGCAAACACCGGCUGUUCCAUCUGCUGCAUCCUGGGAUACUUCUUCUGGUAACCAUCAUCAACUUUAUUCUUUGACUACUUCACCUCGAGGAGGACGAUGGUCUGGUCGCAGAGGAGGUCGUGGUAGUUUUUGGAGUACUCGUGGGCGUUUCUAUGGAGGUUCACGUCAACUUAGUUUCUCUGCAAGUUCUGGACGUGGAUCUGAAUUUUCUGGUAGUUAUUUUUCUGGCAACCGUGGUGCUGUAUCUUCUCGGGCUUUGCCUUCUCUACUUCCUACACCGUCUACACCAGCAGCUUGCUACUCUAUUUCAUGUCAGUGGUGCCAGCAGCCUAACCAUCAAGCCCGUGACUGCCCUUUGCUCACCAUUCGGCCCACAACAGCAUCUACCUCUACCCAUCAAUCGCUGGUUGCUUCUACUUCUACCUCUGAUCCGAACUGGUAUAUAGACUCAGGUGCGUCUACUCAUGUUACUAAUAAUCCCCAGUCUUUACGUCAAAAGUCAUCUCAUUUAAAAUCUGAGUUUGUUCAAGUUGGUAGUGGCCAGUUGUUGCCUGUUACUAUUUUGGUUCCAUGUCCCCCUGAUGCUAAUGUUGUUGGAUCGAAAUGGGUCUAUCGUGUUAAACAGAAGGCGGAUGGUAGUGUUGAACGAUUGAAGGCUCGUCUUGUUGCUCAAGGUUACACUCAACAACCCGGUGUUGAUUAUGAUGAAACAUUUAGUCCUGUUGUCAAGCCUGUUACUAUUCGGGUUGUGCUUUCUCUUGCAGUAAUGCGUUCUUGGCCUAUUCAUCAACUUGAUGUCAAGAAUGCUUUUCUUAAUUGUACUUUGUCUGAAACUGUUUACAUGUCUCAGCCGCCUGGUUUUAUUGAUUCCGCUCAUCCAGAUUAUGUUUGUAAGUUACAUCGAGCACUUUAUGGCUUGAAACAGGCUCCUCGGGCAUGGUUUCACAGGUUUACCUCUUUUCUCCUCUCUUGUGGCUUUGUUCAGGCUAAGUCUGAUUGGUCUUUGUUUGUGUUCCGCAAAGGUGACUUGAUGGCUUAUCUUCUUCUUUAUGUGGAUGAUAUUAUUCUCACUGCUUCGUCUUCAUCCUUGUUGGCUAAAAUUAUUUCCCUACUGCAAUCUGAAUUUCGGAUGAUUGAUUUGGGCUCUCUAAAUUAUUUUCUUGGCAUUAGUGCUCAUUUUAAUGCUACUGGCUUGUUCUUAUCUCAAUCUAAAUAUGUUGCUGACUUGCUUGCUAAGAGUGGUAUGCGUGAUUGUAAGCCUGCCUCCACACCGUUGAGUCCGAAGAUGAAAUUAAUGGUUGAUGAUGGUGUUUUGUAUCAUGAUCCCUCUUUGUAUCGUAGUCUUGUUGGUGCUCUGCAUUACCUUACCUUUACUCGGCCUGAUAUUGCUUUUGCGGGCACCAUGGACUAUGGUUUACAGCUAUAUCAUCAUUCUUUGCUUUCUUUGCAUAUGUUCACAGAUGCAGAUUGGGCAGGUUGUGUUGAUACUCGCCGGUCUGUUUCUGGCUAUUGUCUUUUUCUGGGCAAUUCUCUUAUUUCUUGGUCAUCAAAGAAACAACACACGGUUGCUCGUUCUAGUGCAGAAGCCGAGUAUCGUGCUCUUGCCAAUGCUGCUGCUGAGGUCUUAUGGGUUCGUCAGUUACUUUUUGAGCUUUAUGCUUUUCUUCCUACAGCACCGGUGCUAUUUUGUGAUAAUCUUAGUGCUAUCUAUCUUUCUCUUAAUCCCAUUCAGCAUCAGCGCACUAAGCAUAUUGAGAUUGACAUUCAUUUUGUGAGAGAGAAGAUUGCUUCUGGGAUUUUGUCUAUUCGUCAUGUUUCUUCAUAUUUUCAGCGUGCUGAUGUCUUCACCAAGGCUCUUUCUAUGCCUUUGUUUCAUACUCAGAGGGCCAAUUUGAACGUGAUUUGCCUUGUGCAGCUUGUUGAAAGUACAAUUAGGUCAGAAUACUCCAGGUCGCCAAAUAGACCAAUAUAUCUUGUUGGGGAAUCCCUUGGAGGAUGCCUUGCCUUAGCUGUUUCAAACCGUAACCCUGAUAUUGAUCUCCUACUUAUCUUGUCUAACCCAGCUACUUCUUUUGGCAAGUCGCAAUUGAAACCCCUUCUACCUUUACUACAAUGCAUUCCUGAUGAAUUCUUUCUUUUGGCAAGAAAUUCCGUGUUAACCUUAACCACAGGUUUGCUGCCUUGGUCUUCAACUUCUGUUUUCUUGGCUUGUUAUUUGCAUCUUAAGAGAAGUGACCAGUUGAGGAUGCUGAUGGAUAAUGUAGUGAAGGGCAUUCCUCUGGGACAAUCUGUUGUUGGAAAGCUGUCACAGGAUAUUGUUGCUGCAUCAUCUAACCCCUCUGUUCUGGUUGAAAUCUUACCCAAAGAAUUGCUCGAAUGGAAGCUACAAAUGCUGAAAUCUGCUUCUGCAUAUUCCAACUCUCAUCUCCAUGCCACAAAAGCUGAAGUGCUAUUACUUUGCAGUGGAAGAGAUCAAUUGUUUCCUAGUGAAGAAGAAGGUGAAAGACUAUGCCAUGCACUCCCAAAUUGUGAGAUUCGAAGGUGAUGGUUAAAUGUUGCUCUUAGCUCUGUGAUGCUCUCAACUACCGAGGAUGGGAAGGUGGUGAAGGGCCUUGCCGGGGUUCCAUUGGAGGGACCCGUCCUGUACAUUGGAAUGAAGGAGAUGGCAAGCUGUCAAACCAACAACUUUACCAACCAUGACUGGCACCAAGGAAGAAAGCAAGAACUGAAAGAUAGGGAGAAAUGCUAUCAACUGUAUUUACAUAGAUGCGUUGCUUACUUGAAGCAGAAAAGAGAAGAAGAUCCAUACAGGAAUAUUGUACCCUGGCUAAUGCACCAGGCCACACAUGGUUCCAACUCUCAAGCUCCUUCCUGUGACCUUUAAUCAAUCUUGUUAUUGAGUGGUGUUGAAUUCCCUGGGAGUAACUUAACAAGUAUUUGUAUAACUUGACACCGAUUAAAACUUUAAUAUGCAU
This is a messenger RNA of Rubroshorea leprosula, 3657 nucleotides long. NCBI's taxonomy places the organism in Eukaryota, Viridiplantae, Streptophyta, Magnoliopsida, Malvales, Dipterocarpaceae. The record is from the annotation of a GenBank genome assembly.